Messenger RNA from Cladocopium goreaui, 3675 nucleotides. The record is from the annotation of a GenBank genome assembly. Lineage: Eukaryota; Dinophyceae; Suessiales; Symbiodiniaceae.
AUGGCGAAAGAUGAUAAGCAAAAUGGCAAUUCCAAGAGAAAGAGAUCGAGAUCAAGGUCCAAGUCAUCCAAGUCGUCUCGUGGCAAAUCCUCAGACAAAGAAGCUGAAGAAAAAGUCGCCUCAACAAGAGGUGCUCCACGAGUAACUGCACCAGAAGACUUGCCAGUUUUGGCGUACCGAGAAAAUAUCAUCGACCUCUUGGUGGAGAACCGUAUCAUAGUUGUAGUUGGUGAGACAGGUUCUGGCAAAACCACCCAGAUCCCACAAUAUCUGCUGGAUUCCGAGAGGUUUCAAUGUCUCUUCGAGAACAAGCGGGGAUUACGCAUUGCCAUUACCCAGCCCAGACGUGUUGCUGCAGUUGCCAUGGCAAGACGCGUUUCCGAUGAACGAGGCACAAGACUUGGAGAUGUGGUUGGCUACUGCAUCCGUUUUGAGGACAAGUCGGGUGCUAGUACACGGCUGCGAUAUAUGACUGACGGCUGUUUGUUGCGCGAGUGUUUGGGUGAUCCAAAUUUGGCAAACUAUGAUGUCGUCAUUUUGGACGAGGCCCAUGAGAGAAGUUUGCACACUGAUGUGCUUUUUGCUCUCAUGAAGCGCGCCGUGGUCAACCGCGCAGGGCAACUGCGGAUGUUGGUGACAUCUGCGACUUUGGACACUGGAGCCUUUUCUGCGUACUUCGAUUGCCCUGUACUUGAAGUGCCGGGCCGAAGCUUUGCCGUGGACUUGCAUUAUCACCCCGUCUCCAAGACCCAGAGGGUCGAAGCUGCGGUAAAUGUGGCCUUGAAUUUACACGUCCGGGAGGGACCAGGGCACAUUUUGGUCUUCUUGACUGGCAUGGAGGAAUGCGAGCAAGCAGUCCAAUUCGCCAAUGGCAAAUUGCAAAGCAUGGUUGACAGUGGGAAGGAAGUCUCGGAUUGCCUCAUUGUUCCAUUGUAUGGAAUGAUGCAAUCGGAUGAUCAGCGCAAUGUCUUUGAAGAAGUUCCUGAAGGAUGUCGAAAGUUGGUCUUCUCAACGAACAUUGCAGAGACGUCCCUUACUGUGGCAGGAGUUGGCUUUGUCGUAGACUGUGGCUAUUGCAAGCAGAAGUUCUUCAACCCAAAGACAGGUAUGGAGUCUCUACAGAUCACUGAGGUUUCUCAAGUUCAAGCGAAACAAAGAGCUGGACGUGCGGGGCGUACACAGCAUGGAAAGUGCUUUCGCUUGUACUCUGAAGAGAGCUUCAACCGAAGCUUGCUGAAGGUGACCGUGCCGGAAAUCCUUCGAUCGAAUUUGGCAUCCGUGUCUCUUCAGAUGAAAGCCAUGGGGAUUGAGGAUGUGGUGAAUUUCGACUUUAUGGAGCCACCUGAUCGAGUUCGUUUGGUGAAAUCCCUCCGGCUUCUCUUCUUGAUCGGUGCGCUGGAUGUGGAUGGCAAGCUGACAGCUUUAGGAGAACGGAUCUCUCAGCUGCCUCUGGAACCUCAGUAUGGACGGGUCUUGCUUGAGGCGGCUGAGCUGGGCUGCGUUUCAGAAGCCUUGACCUUAGUCUCGAUGCUGAGCUCUGAGGGAGUUUGGUUUCGACCCUCGCGGCAGAACUCCGACCAGUGGGAGGAAGCUCGAGCCACUCAGGAGCGUUUCGUUCAUCCUCUAGGCGAUCAUCUCACUUUGAUUCGCGUCUACAACAUGUGGGAAGAAGAUGGAGGCAGCCCAGAUUGGUGCAAGGAAAACUUUCUUCACUUCAGAGCCUUGCGCCAGGCAAGGGACAUUCGAAGCCAGCUCUAUGAGCAGUUGGAGAAGGUCUCUGAGGUGUCAGUUCGCAAAGCGAUUCAGAAGCGCGAGAAAGAUGACCGAGACCGCAGACGCGAUCGCGACUGCAACAGAGGUAACGACUUGGGAGCGGAAGAGGCGCAAAUUCACCUUGGUCUUGGGAACUCCAAUGGAGCAUGGAAAGCUUUCGCCUUCAAUGCUCAGUGUAAAAUGAUUGAGACUGGCCGAGAAUGGCAAACGGGCUCCGGCUUCUUCAUGCAAACUGCUCGAGCAUGUGGUGCUGCUGGCGGUUGGCUCAUUGUAGGCGAAAAUGUCCUGGUGAAAUGUGAAUCCUCAAGUGCCAUGGACGGAUCGUCGGCUGAGUGGGUGUUGUACACAGACCUGGUUGGAAGCACUGUAGCGAAUUGCAUGAUGCGCACGGUGUCGGCUGUAGAUCACAAGUGGCUUCAGCCGUUGCUGCCGAAACUUCAGGAAGUCAACAUGAAGCGUUUGGUUGGCCUGUCAAAGCCUUCCCAGCAGACGGCGGAGGCUGAAGUCAAGAAGGCCUGGGAAGAUUUUCGUCGCAGAAACCAGUCGUUGGCAUUUCUGCCUACCGCCUACCGCCUACCGCCCGACGCAGUGGAGGUUGCCAAAGAGCGAGAAGACAAGGCACAAUGUGGGUUGUGCCCGGGAACGAUACCUAGCACGGAAGAACAAACAGCCAACGAAGCGUUAAAAGACCAGCGGUUCGCGGCCUACAAAGCCCCCAACAAAGCUCCCAACAAAUCGAAUCGACGAACCGACAUAAGCGAAAUGCGCUCCAUGCGCUCAUGUCGCUUAGCACAUCUGCGGGGCUUCAACGUCCCCAGACGUGGGCGAUGGUUUCCCAUCCAAAGCCGAGGGGAAGCUGUUGCUGCGCGGCCAUCGUCCUUCCGCGAGUCGCAGGAGCAUGUGAGCUUGAGCGAUCGACAGGAGGCCUUCCUCCUCCAGCGAAUACCUCGCGAUUGGGACAAGGAGAUGAUCCAUGAGGCCCUCAAAAGAGGUGGCAGAGAUCUUGGAAGUGAUUGGUCUGACAAGAUUUUGCUUAUGCGCUCCCGACUUGGGACUUCCAUGGGGCGAGCUCUCAUUGCACAUCCCACGGAUAUGCCCGGCAUCAUCCAGGAGUUUCCAUUCGGUACCACAUACCGUCCUAUGGAUGGCUCAGAUGUGGAGGCCUUUGUUGAGCAGUGCGAACGUUUCGUAAACCUCAGCGAGGACCUGAGACGAUUAGCAGCUCCUGAGAAUUUCCUGAAGAUCAUGACCAUCACGGAGGUGCCAUCCAACUAUGGCCGCAAGGACAUAGCGCAUAUCAUCAAAAAACGAUGCAAUGUGGUGGUGGAGCCGCGCGAUGUGGUCUUCCGCUUCAAGCGGUGGGGACGUCAAGGUGACACCUGCUAUGUUCGCUGCCCAAGCUCAGAGGCUGUGGACCGCUGCGUCCAAGAGAUUCAGGAGCUUGCAGUGCCAAAGAGAGCUGCGCAUGGCUCGCUAUUUGGAGCUGCCUUCCUGUGGUCCAGUCGCGCCACACUCUUCGUCAGCGAUCCGGAUCUGGAUUUCUUGUUGCACGGAAGCAAUUCUUGGGUCUUCACCACAGGUUGGCAAGAGGACAUGACCGAGGAGGAGUUCCUUCAGGUGAUGAAUCAGUUGGACUUCUAUCCCGUGAAAGCUCAUCGGCAUCACACCACGGCAGAUGGAUCCAGCUCCUUCUUUAUGAAGUUUGAGCAGAUGGAUGGUGCUAUAGGAGCGAAAAGGGCCAUGAAACGGCUCAAGCGCUUGAAAUGGCGCUGGCGGAUCAAGCAGACGGUCCCCUUCUUCGCCUAUGCACGGCGCAUCGAUGUUCACCGCGCAUGUGAAGAUCGGCAUGAAGAUGAGCUGAGUGAUGCUGAUUCAGAUAUUGAUGAGCCCAUACAUUACUGA